Molecule: messenger RNA, 3488 nt
Organism: Acanthaster planci (crown-of-thorns starfish)
Lineage: Eukaryota; Metazoa; Echinodermata; Asteroidea; Valvatida; Acanthasteridae
Product: carbohydrate sulfotransferase 11-like
Biological process (GO): carbohydrate biosynthetic process
Cellular component (GO): membrane
Molecular function (GO): sulfotransferase activity
Source: RefSeq, a predicted model, not a curated record
UGUACAUGUAUUGUGUACCGUACGUGCACAUGCCCCACUGAUUUUUUAUAUGGCGUCUAUAUUUAUACCCCUCCAUUUUGGCGUUUGUGAAUCUGCAGCAACUUAAUAGCGCUGUCUUUGAGUCCUUCUGUGGAGAACGGGGUUUCAAAACAGCCGGAAGAUAGAUCUCCAUCAAGGAAGAAUAUCCAUGCGUAAGGUUUUUGAUACCUGCAUGCACAGUGUUUCACGGCAGCAAGUUAGACUGUGACCUAUCAGCUUUCGGACUACAGUUUUCUACGACAUUCUAAGUGACGUGGAGUAUGGAACUGAAACUUUGAAGGAUAUGCAGGCUAAGUUGUUUUGAGAACAAGGAGUUUCCUUCCUCGACUUAGUUUUGCUUAUUUGUUCAGGGUCGUACACUGGAACGCCAGCGAGCUUUUGUGAUGGAAAAGAGACGUUUGAUGGAUUAGUUUGCGUUGAUGGCGUUGUUCGCUCUUUCGAGGCUGAGAAACAGAAGGCUGUGGGCCAUCUUCUCCGCCGGGUGCUUAUUGUCCGCACUGAGUUUUACUCUAACGACAAACGGCUUUUUACCUAAAAAGAGUCAUGGGACUUUUAACAUCAUGACACCAUCAUCUCGCCAUGCGAUUACUCCAAGCAGACAACAGUCCCACGCGAGAAAAGAGCUGAUGAAAAAAGAACACCCCACUAAGAAUUCCAAAACGCCACAAACCGACUCCAUGGAACAACAGGCGCUGGUCCAGCUGAGCCGCAAGAACUUCCUCAAGAAAGUCUGCAAGAAGCAUCGGGAGCUGAGAGUGAGCAAUGCGGUUGACACAACGAGAACCUUGAAGCAGCUCAUGGUCAUGCCGAACACCAGGGUCUUGUACUGCGUCGUACCGAAGGUUGGAUGCAGCAACUGGAAACGAGUCUUCAUGGUCUUAGAAGGCCACCGCCGUUUCAUGAACAUUUCCCAGAUUGACGCUCACUUCAAUAAUCACCUGGAGAUACUGUUGUCCAAGCCACUGGACGAAGUCCGCCACAUCCUACAAGCCUACCGCAAGUUUCUCUUCGUGCGCCACCCGUUCUUCCGUCUGAUUUCCGCCUACCAAAACAAGAUCGCCGGUGACCAGCCUUUUCGCCAAGGCGGCAACUGGCAGUUUUUGGACGUAGCCCGGGCGAUCAUCCAGAGGUACCGCAAGGAAGCGAAAUCCAGUGACUACGUGAGGGGGAACUUGAGCGUGACGUGGGAAGAGUGGAUCGCAUACCUGACCGACCCGCCCAACCGAGACAAGUUUAACGACCACUGGAAGGAAGUCUACAAGCUGUGCACGCCUUGCCAAGUUCAAUACGACUUCAUCGGCAAUCUGGAGACCGUGGAAGAGGAUUCCCGGUACAUGUUCAAGGUGUUUGGUUUGAACAAUGUCACCUACCCACCGUAUCGUUCCCGCACAAAAGUGACCAGCUCCGAAUUGUACAAUCACUAUUUUUCCCGUGUCAGUCAAAAGGACCUGCAGAGAUUGUGGCAAAUUUACAGACUUGAUUUUGAACUUUUUGGUUAUCCCAGGCCAGAGAGAUUGGGCAAAUCGGUGCACCUCUGAUAACCCAUGAGAUUUAAAGGACCUUUCUCGAAGUUCGACCCGUGUUUCGCGUUCCGUCUCUCUGUACCCGGAGGUACAGGGCUCCAUUCAGUGGCCGUGUUCAUCGAAUUCUGCGUGUCCCACGAGCGGCCGUUCGUGACUUAAUCAGAUGAGAGUUUUUUACGAACCAAAAGAAAAGUAACAGGGAACGAAAAUGCAUAGCUAUUUACACAAUGGCACCCACAGAUGAAAACAUAUACAAAAACAAGAACGGACGUAAACAGCACGACAGAAAAUAUCACCAGUAAACUAUCAUACUAUGGGGGGGGGGAGGAGGCAAUUUUAUGCAAUGCCGUGGGCCAAGGGCAACAUCUGAAAAAUAGUAGACCUACCCUAAAAUAGCCACUGCGAGAUGCUCUGGGAAUUGAGGGAAUACUUUCUGGCCGUGUCCGGAGCAAGAAGGACGAGUCAAAGACAAAGUCCUUCGAUUAUUAUCGUACUAUUCAAUUAACUUUAACACAUUGAGAGUUGUCUCUGACGUCACUUUGUGUCGUUGGUUCCUUACUGACAUAUGUGUGAGAAAUAAUUUUCAGAUGUUUAAAACCCCGAUCUUGUGUGAGACAGGGACUCCGUAAUACUCAUUCGCUGGUGUUACACAUAUUCUGCGCAUGCCUCGAUGGACAAAAUACAAUGAUGACAAAUCACGUGUGAAAGCCAAAUCUAUUACGGUAACCCUAAGGGAAGAAAAAGCCGAUUUCAAGGGAGUCAAAAUUUCAUAUGACACCGGCCCCAUUUGAAGAAAAUUCAUCGAAAGUUUGUGUUUUUUGUUCAUUUUGAGACUAAGCUACUGCACUUUUAUCCACUCAAAUUUCUGAAGGCCACGCUCAGAGCUGGAGACGUCCUUCCUAACGCGGGUUCCACACGGUUCAUUUUAAGCGCACCAGGAAGUCGUCUGCACUUAGGCAGAGCGCCAGGCAGCGAUCCUGUGCCGACUUUCACCACUUCUUUUCUUGCUCUAGAUUUUUUCACCAAUUUCUUGCACCCAAAUCCCGCUACCGGUCAGGGUCGUCACCCCCAGCGGGUUAAGGACUGGCCUCAACCAUGCCAUGCGCUUCGCCCCGCAUGGUAUCAGCUAUACGCAAACUUUACAAAAUGUAGGUACCGUGUAUGUCAUGGCUAUGAUUUCGAAUUUGAAAAUAUUUAAAGCUUGUCCAGGAAAGGUUUAUGCAUUGGUGACGCAUAUACUUAUUGUAAACUGCGGCAGUUUGGUCAGUUUAUUCCGUCGUAUGUAAUUAUUAUUAUUGCACGUCAAAACAUGGAAACGAUAUUUUUAACCGAACCCGUCUUGGAAAAAAAAGUGCCUUUUACGAAAACGGUUUGUCUUCAGAAUGCACAGUGACGAUAUUCGAAAAAUUGUCGGGAUGGGGGGUGGGGGUUGAAUUGGUCCUACUAAUUUUAUAAGUAUAAAGCCUACUUAUUUCUUGCAUGAAAUGGAUAAUUUCAUUUGACUACGUAUGUAUCUUUUUUCCAGUUGACUCAUAAAUUGUCCAUUAAAUGGUUAGCUACGGAAAAAGAUAUAAUUUUGCAUAUUAAAUGCUUAUGUAAGGCUAGAUCCUAUUAAACAGUCAAUUCAAUUCUACAUGACAGUAACCAAAAUAAUUGUAUUUGAGCGUUUUAGUCUUUCCAAGACGAGUAAUGAAGCUAACCGUUACUGAUAAUUAAAUUUGAACGAAAAGAGUUUGGAAAUUUGCGAGAAAACCUAUAUUUUCACUUUUCCUUUUAGGACUAUGGCGUCUAAAUUUUGGAACUGAAUGGUAAAUGACUAACUUGUUUUUCCAAUAGCACGUUAAAAGUUCGUCUAACACAAGUUUUGAAAUUGGAAACGAUGAAUUAGAAAAAAAAACUUAAAAAAAAUAUAGAUAUGAAAACCUC